Ramularia collo-cygni is the source of this 1542-nucleotide messenger RNA. Its product is annotated as probable Mannosyl-oligosaccharide alpha-1,2-mannosidase. The transcript is spliced from 10 exons. Gene Ontology annotation, biological process: carbohydrate metabolic process; N-glycan processing. Gene Ontology annotation, cellular component: endoplasmic reticulum; Golgi membrane. Lineage: Eukaryota; Fungi; Ascomycota; Dothideomycetes; Mycosphaerellales; Mycosphaerellaceae. The record is from RefSeq and is a predicted model, not a curated record. Gene Ontology annotation, molecular function: mannosyl-oligosaccharide 1,2-alpha-mannosidase activity; calcium ion binding. The coding region runs from base 1 to 1542 and encodes 513 amino acids.
AUGCGUUCCUUUGCAGUGCUAGCACUCACUGCAGCGGCGGCGGCAGCGCCACAUCAGAAACGACAGGACGGUGGACAAGAAGCUUCGCGAGCAGCGGCUGUCAAGGAGGCUUUUGAUUUUGCUUGGGCUGGAUACUACAAAUAUGCCUUCCCAAGCGAUGAGUUGAUGCCAUUGACAAAUGGGAAAUCCAACUCGCGUAACGGCUGGGGAGCUUCGGCUGCAGAUGCACUCUCGACUGCACUGGUAAUGGAGAAUGCAGAGAUUGUCAACCAAAUCAUCGAAUAUGUCCCAUUGAUCGACUGGAGCGUCAGCUUCAACGAUGAUCCUGUCAGUCUCUUCGAGACUACUAUUCGGUACAUGGGCGGCCUGCUUUCGGGUUACGAUCUGCUGAAUGGACCAUUGAAGCAGCUUGCAAACGAUGAAAGCAAAAUCCCGAUGCUGCUCGAGCAGGCCCGGAACCUCGCCAACAACUUGAGCUACGCUUUCGACACUCCAACUGGCAUUCCCUACAACAAUCUCAUCUUUUCUGAUCGCAGCAACGAUGGAUCGACUACAAAUGGUCUGGCUACAACGGGUACUCUUGUGUUGGAGUGGACGAGACUUUCGGAUCUCACUGGUGAUGGUUCGUACGCGCAGCUGACGCAGAAAGCUGAGAGCUAUCUUCUCAACCCACAGCCAGCGUUCGCUCAGCCUUUCCCUGGUCUUGUUGGCACCAACAUCGACAUCAACAGCGGCAAGUUUGUGGAUGCUCAGGGAGGUUGGAACGGCGGUGACGACAGCUUCUACGAGUACUUGAUCAAGAUGUUUGUCUACGACCCAGAACGUUUCUCGGACUACAGAGACCGCUGGAUUGCCGCCGCAGACAGCACCAUCGAAUACCUCGCCUCCCACCCAUCUUCUCGACCAGAUCUCACGUUCCUAGCUGCCUUUAACGGCCAGCGAACGAUCGAAUCCUCUGGUCAUCUCGCCUGCUUUGAUGGAGGAAACUUCAUUCUCGGCGGCCAGGUUCUCAAAGAGCAAAAGUACAUUGAUUUCGGAAUCGAGCUUGUCGAAGCCUGUGAGGAAACCUACAAGCAGACAUUAACACACAUCGGCCCCGAAGGUUUCUCCUGGAACGAAACCAACGUUCCCGAAGAUCAAAAGGAUUUCUACGAGCGUGCAGGAUUCUUCAUCACCAGCAGCGGAUAUGCUCUGAGACCAGAAGUCAUUGAGAGUUUCUACUACGCUCACCGCGCGACUGGAGAUAGCAAGUAUCAGGAUUACGCGUGGAACGCUUUCGUAGCCAUCAACGCAACCUGUCGCGCGGGAUCCGGUUUCGCUGAGCUUUCCGACGUGAAUGCACCUGGUGGAGGAGAGUUGCAGGAUUUCCAGGAAUCAUUCUUCUUUGCUGAGGUUAUGAAGUACAGCUACCUCAUCCACGCACCAGAUGCUGCGUGGCAAGUUGAUCAGAAUGGUGAUAAUCAAUAUGUAUACAACACCGAGGCUCAUCCUCUCAAGGUUGCUGGUGGGUCAGCUAAAGCACYUGGCUACGGUUAUAAGUAG